GAUAUGCUUUCAGCACCUCCAUCGCCUGUUAUAUCUAUGGUUUCGAAACAUUCAAAUGGCACUUUGAAUCUUUGGCAGUUAACUUUUGCAGAUAAAUCAAAGUUUUCUCAGGUACUUAGCAUUGGUCAUGCAUCAAGGGCUUCUGGGCACAGAUUUCGAGUAAAUGAUAUCACAUGUCAUCCUGUUCUACCUCUUCUUUUAACGACUUCUCAUCAUAAUAUUCCAGGUAACAAGGAUGUAUUUUCUCCAACCGGUUUUUGUUCUGAAUUGAUUUUGUGGCGUGUUGAUGCAGUCGGUCCGUUGUCGAAGUCUGGUGGAGUUAGUGAACUUGCUAGAAUAAAUAGUCCAGAAAUAUCUGCAUUCAGUAAUGUUGCUUGGAUUCCCACUUUGUUACCAAGUACUACUUUGGGAAACCUAAGCAAUUCGCCAUCAGCAUGUUUUGUAGCCAGUGAUGGGGAAUGCUUGCGAGUAUAUCAAGCUGUUAUUGAUGCUCGUACUUUGUUAGCUGAAAUUAGUUUGUCUGAAAGAAGAUCCAAGAUGAAGGAUUCUAUGAUGUCUCUAUCUUCUGCUUGCUCAUCGGAAGUAGCGGGUCCAGCUUUUCCUUUACAAGAGAGAAUUAAAAUAGUUUCACAACAGUCGACUGCGCGGCCUGGUUGUGUGAUACAAUUAGAUGCUAUUGAAGAUGCAACACACGAUUGGCAAAAUACGCAGUUUCUUCAUGUGUUCCAAGAGCAGUUGAUUACAGGUGAACGAACUCCGAACUUAAUGGAGUCUCAACUAGGAGCUAUGGUUGAUUUACAACAAAAUGCUGUGUUUGAAGAACCAUUUUACAUUGUUGUCCUAGAACGUACUGCUAAAGGCACUACUGUCCAUAUGUGGAGAUUAGUCAUAGCAUCCCAACCUGAUCCUGAAGAAAGUUUAUCAGCAAGUAUGAUGUAUGUACCAGAUUCAAAUUUAGUCCAGGAUUUAGAUGAGUCUGAAUUGGCUGCUCCAAAACAUUCCACAACCAAACUUAAUCCACAACCAGAACCUGUUGUUGAACCGCCAGGGCCUCACGUUUCUAUUAGUACAACAAAGGUAUGUCAACAAGAAUUACCUUUGCCUGAGGGGGUGGAAGUUGUGCAUGCCUCACCAGCUGCAGGACAUUUGAGUUCAUCAUCAAUUUACCCAGCAUGUUUUGCACCUUAUAUUAUAGUUACUGCUUGCUCUGACAGCACUGUUAGGUUUUGGAAAUGCCAGGUUACUAAAACGAACGAAAAGGAAAAAGGUUCAAGAGAAUACAAUUGGUGUGAAUGGGAAAUGAUUAGAAAGGAUCAGGAAUCAACAAUAGAUAUUUCGGGUCAACCACUUAAUAUAAGUGCUGCAUAUUCAGGAAGAAUAGCUUGUGCUUAUAAAUAUGGAAAAUCAUUUACUCGUCCACAUAAAUCUGAUCCCGAAUCCAGAUUUGUUAAUUUGUGUGUUGCUAUUUAUGAAUGUGAAAGUACUGGUGGCUCUGAAUGGGUUUUAGAAGACACAAUCCACCUGAAAAAUAUUCACUUACCUAGAAUUCAAGUUGAUCCUCAUCUUGAUUUGAGCUAUUUGUAUGACAGCAGAUUUUUACAGAAAAAACAAAGGUUGACACAGGUAUUACAAACAUUGUCGCAUGAUGAAAUUCGAAAUAAUCGAACCACACCAAAUGGGUUAACCAAAGCCAAUGCAGGAUUAUUAGCAGUUCCAAGUUUUUCCACUCUUCAGUCUCUUAGAAAGUCCAUAACCGAGAAUGGAAAUACUUGUCCUUUGACACAGAAACAUCUUGUACAGUUAGAUUGGAUAUCUAAAGAGGACGGUUCACACAUUUUAACUGUUGCUGUUGGAAGUAAGGUCAUGUUAUUUACAUCAGUUUCAACAGAUUUGGCACAAGCUAAUAUGAAGGCAAUGAAAGAAUCCGCUUCCACUAAUCGACCGAUAUUGCGUAAAGCAAGUUCCUUGGCCGCGCCUCAUUUCAAUGAUGAAAUUCGAUGGAUGAAAUUGCGUCGAAUUGACUUAACAACGGCAGAUGGUCUUCCUCCAUUGCCGAUGCAGAUCUCCUGGGUUCGUGAUGGAAUUUUAGUUGUCGGUAUGGACAGCGAAAUGCAUGUUUAUUCUCAAUGGAAAGCAAAUGCAGAUCAAGGGCAAACACCACCGCAGGAAUCAGAUGAAUUAUAUGAUACUAGAAAUUUGAGAGAUGAAGAUCUUCGUACAAUUGCUCAUGAGAGUUCCCAAAGACGGUUAAAUAAUGUUAGUUCAAUGCCUCACUUGUCUAGAGUCAGUUCUAUUAAUCUCCAAAUGUUCCAAGGCGGUGGCACUAUAGACAGAAGGAAGAAAAGCAAUACAAAUCUACAAUCAGAACAGGCGCCUGCUUUAGAUUACAUGCCUGACUAUGGUUUAUUUGAGGCUUCAAGAAUAGCGUGUCCUGUGUUGCCACAAUAUCAUCCUAAACAACUUAUGGAAUUAUUGAACAGCGGGAAAAUUCGUUGGGUUAAAGCUAUAUUGGCACAUUUAGUAAGAUGUAUCAGCGGAACUUACUCUUUGAAUACUGCAGGGGGCGAUGAAGACAGUUUGACCAGACAGCGCGGGUGGUCUCGCUCGCGAACCUUGUCGGUCAGUUGUGUACCUGGCACUGCCAGUCCUCUAGAACCAAGAAAUUCCACUACUCAAUUUCCUGAAGAGUUAACAUUAGACUAUGCAGAAAUCACCUCUAUACCACCCUUGCCGUUAUGGACAUUGCUUGCUGCUGAGAAAGAGACAGCAGCUACAAAUGAGGAUGGACAAGAAUAUAAUAACUUGUUUGAUGCAAACACAACUAAUUGCGAGGAAACUUUGGAUGAUUUACUGGAAUGUGAUACAGAUUCACCUAGAAGAUUUGAUAGAAGAGCUUCAGUGCCCGAAAGACAAGGUUUAUCUUACUUUGGGCCUAGACAAGGUCGUUUACUCUCGCGACUCUUGACACAUACCCACAUGCCUGGUUUGUCCAGCUUAGAUCAGAUGCAUUUGCUGGCCUUGGCUGACACGGUAUCUUCAUGUAACACUGAUUUUGCUGAAAGAUUUGCAAAUGAUGCUGCACGAAAUGCAAUUGCUAAAGAAAAUUUAAGCGGAGUACCGGAUACUGAAGUUAUUUCAACAGAUUCAUUGGAUGACUGUGGUUUGCGGUUCCUAUUAGCCAUGAAACAUUACACAUAUUUAUUGCGGUGUCUGCCUAUUGCACAGAGAGCUCAAUUCCAAAGACAAGGCGUUGGAACCAACAAUUUAGUUUGGGCAUUCCAUUCCGAAAGCGAGGAAGAAUUAUUAAACGUUAUACCUUCAUAUGCAAAAGGGCAAGCAAAAUGGAACACACUUAAGGAAUUGGGUGUUGGAUGGUGGUUACGUAAUAGUACUUUAUUAAAAACUUGUGUAGAAAGGUUGGCUAAGGCUGCCUAUCAAGUUAAUCAAGAUCCUUUAGAUGCCGCUAUUUAUUACAUUGCAAUGAAGAAGAAAACGCUAGUUUGGGGAUUAUUUAGAUCGAAACGAGAUGACAAAAUGACGGCGUUCUUCAGCAAUGACUUUACAGAAGAUCGUUGGCGAAAAGCAGCACUUAAGAACGCUUUCGCGUUGUUAGGAAAACAGCGAUUUGAACAUGCAGUUGCCUUUUUCUUAUUAGCUGGUGCUUUGCGUGAUGCUUUGGAAGUUUGUUUGAAUAAACUAGAAGAUUUGCAACUAGCGAUGGUGAUCGCUAGAUUAUAUGAAAGUGAUCGCGAACCAAAUCCACCAAACUUAAAACGGCUUCUUUAUGAAGAAAUACUUGGUUGCGACGCUGAAGGCAACAAUCAGAACACAGCAAAAAUGCAUCCAGAUCCUUUCUUAAGAUCCAUGGCUUAUUGGAUUUUGAAAGAACAUUCUACUAGUUUAAGUACAUUAUUACAAACAGGCGUCGGUCAUUUACAUUCCGCCCAUGAUGAUGAAGCAGAUACUAGAACAGACGGACAUUGUACAACUGAUCCGAAUGUUUUCAACUUUUAUGUGUAUUUAAGAACACAUCCAUUACUUAUUAAACAACAUAUUGCAUCAACAGCUCAGGAAAGACAAAAAGUACACGUUGCUCUAGGCGGCUUUAGUUAUUCUAGUGUUGUUGGUGAUGCUAAUUCCAAAGUUGAUACAGGCAGACAUUUAAUGCUCGAAGAUUCUAUUACACCUCUAGAAAGGCAGUUAUACUUUACAACUGCCCAUGGUCAUUUUAAAGCGGGCUGCCCAGCUUUAGCUUUAGAAGUUCUAAGUAAACUUCCAAAUAAAGUUAUUGAUCCAUCACAAGGAGAUUUAAAUAGUCCAACCAAAGGUAAACCACAAGAUCUCAGAAUUGAUACAGGCAUGCUAUCGUUCAGUGAUACAACAACCAAAGAUAUUACAAACACAGAAACAUCAGAUGAUCUCUGGGGCCCGCCCGCACAAAAAACAGAAAGCUCAGAUUUCGAUUGGGGUGCUCCAGUUAGCAAUACGAAAGAAGAGGAACUAGUUUUAGAUUGGGAUGAUGAUAAAUCAGAGCAUUCGUCUGGGUCUGAUGACGCACCCAUGAUGAAGAUAGAUAAGAAAGUACAAUUAGAAACACCGGCGCCGCCGGAACAAUCUUUAGGUACAUUUGAUAUUAUGGCACAACAAUUGAAAUUUGUUGCAUGCUUGAAAAUUCUAAUGGAGGAAUUGUCUACACUGGCUACUGGUUAUGAAGUUGAUGGAGGCCAACUUCGAUAUCAACUGUAUAUAUGGCUGGAACAUGAAGUUGAUGCUCUUCGACAGCUUUGCGGUUACAGUCUCGGCGAAAAUGUUCAACCUAAGAAAAUUCAUGAAAGUUCAACAUUGGAUAUAAGUUCAAGCAAUCUCAAUGCCUCAACAACUAAUUUAGAACGAUCAGAUACGCCGACACCAAGUACUAAGCAUGAAUGGCCAACGUUACAUGAAAUUUUGAUGGCUGAGAAAAUAGAUUUUGAGAAUAAAGUUCAAAGAGCUGCUAAAAGGAAGAAGUGGUUGAAAGCAAAUGAAACAUUGCUAAGAACACUUCUAUCAUAUUGUUCACUACACGGAGCGAGUGGCGGCGGGUUAGCAUCGGUAAGAAUGGAACUAAUUCUGUUACUUCAAGAACUUCAGCAAGAGAAGUCUCAACAACAACUCUUAUCUCCACUUCCAUUCCCUACUACAUUGCCUUUGUUAAGUGCGACAGUUGCUGGCAAUAAAACAGUUAUUGCUGAUCCAGUACGACACUUGCAAUCUCACGCACAUGAUAUGCUACAGACAAUAAUAGAAUUAUCAGGGCCUCCUCAAGUAGCAAAUAUACAACAACUAAGAAGAGUUUUUGAGCUCAGAGAUCUAGCAGUGGCUUUAUCAGCUUGCAUUUAUCAAUCGUUAUGUGACAGUGAUACAUGCAGUAUAAAGAACGCGGUAUCGAACGAAGCAUUUUUAAGCCCCGGUUUAGAAAAUAUAGCGCGACUUAACGCUACCUGUGGUAGUACUCAUCUCAUUGGAGGAGCGCACGCUAGAAGAAGAAAAUAUUCAACGGAUGAGCCCGUCACUGUUAGUACACCACCAAGUAAAUGGCCAGGUGUUACCAAUUUACGAGCUUUGCUCGCACGCGAAAAAGAUGAAGAUUCGCCUCGUUUGAACCUACUUCUUUGCGAAUCUUUUGUAGCUACAUACAUGGCUUUAGUAGUUUACUCUCUUUGCACAUGUGAUUCCCAUAUUUUGUACAGAUUAGUUGGUCAUAAGUUUUCUAAUAUGACUUGGGCUAGCUUAUUUGGAGGCGGUGUCAAGAAGCUACUGCGGUCUGCUAAUCUCCAACCACAACCUGCAGCUAAUCAAGAUAAAGAACCUACAACCACUAAAGAUUCAAUGUGGAAUGCAGUUACAUCACUAACUAAGCAAAGAGUCAGGUUGAACAUGAAGUUGCUGGGACAGUUUUCAGGACAAAGUGGACCGAAUAUGAAAGAAGAUAAACCAACUUAUCGAGAGCAAUUUGUUCCACCUGAAAUGUCCAUGGUAGCAUAUUUCUUACAAAAGACACAGUAUGUUGGUUCGGACGAUUACGACUACGAUUCAGCAGAAUCAGUAGCAUCUGAUUUAGAGUCUGAAGAAGAAGAUGAAGAGGAUGUGUUUGCUAAUCCUCUGAGCACUGACGCCAGGUCCUCGCAAGUAGCAACUGCACUUCGGAGACAUCGUCGCGAAAAUACGCAGCAUUCGAAUCCACACUCAUAUUCAUGGUCUAUCAUACGAUUAGCUGUUGUACGAAUUGUGCAGAAUCAAUUGACAGAGUUUCUCAAUAUUGCUGGAAUAGAAAUGCAAGAAUUGCCUGUGAGCAGUCCUCUGAUUCAUGGCAUUUUGCGUUCAUUAUCGCAGUGGCAACAAUUACUUUCUGAGGAAUUAGAAUCUAGAGGUCCAGCUCCUGCAGACUACAUUCCAGGAUGUUAUGUUGAAACCACUGCAACUGGACCUGCUAUCCAUAAAUACAGAUCGUUAUUGGAGAAGGGAAAUACACCCUUUAGUCCUGUACUGGCAGCUGCCGCACCAGUUACGCGAUUGUGGAUGUAUCUAGUCAAACAAGAACUUGUACAGGAAAUUUUCAUUCGAGCCGUAUUUGGCAAACGGCGAUCGCUAGCUGCAAUCCUGGAACCCUUAAAUGGUGGUUCCGGAUGCGCAUCUGUUGUGGAUGGAACAUCUCGAAGUGGUUCAAUUGUUCAAGAUGGUGACAGAUUGCCAACCGAACAACUUCAGCAACCCGUACGAAUAAUUCAUAAGGAACAAGAUCAUAUUUCAGCAUUCUGCUUAAAUCAGGUAAAUCCUGGUUUGCUAGCUCUGGCAACUCCACGAGAAAUCCAAGAAAUGGAUAUCUCACUAUUAUUAGAUUCACCAUCUUGGUUAGAAGAUGAAUGCGAAUUCGAUAUCAUGAAUUUAAACAAAGAUGUUGACACGUUGCCGUCGAGCGGUUUUCUUGUUAUUCAGACGUCAACUGACAAAAACAUUCUGAGUCAUAGUCCAAAUUCCGGUCAUAAUUAUGCAAUGCCAUCCAGUCCUCAGCCUGGAAUUGCUGGUCAAUCAGGAAGAGGUGCAUCUGUGAUGAAAGGUGUCAGUUUUCCUGGAUCUCACAGUCAUCGAUUCUGUCAACUGGUGGUGGACCGAAGCAAACAUUUACUCAAGCCGGUCUUGAAACAUAAAGUAGACAACAUUAAGCGAAUGUGUUCUCAUCCUCUGAUGUCACUGUAUUUGACUGGGGGGCAAGAUGGUUCAGUACAAUUAUGGGAAUGGGGUCAUCAGCAAGUGGUAUGUACUCCAAGAGCACCAGGAACUUUUGCCAAAGUAACUAGAGCGAGAUUUUCGCAGCAUGGAAAUAAAUUUGGUAUCGGUGACGGAGAUGGCAAUCUCAGCUUAUGGCAAGUGGGAUUAGCCAGUAAUGCAAAUCAAUCAUUCUUUACAUACCAGUGCCAUAACAAAGGAAUUGGAGAUUUUGUGUUUUUGGGUUCUUGCAGUUUAUUAGCUACAGCUGGCCAUAGUUCUGAGAGCAAAAAUGUUGCAAUGUGGGAUACUUUGAUGCCAAGAAAGAAAUCCCAGGUGACUGCAUUUACAUGUCAUGAUCAAGGUGCCUCUAGUUUAGUCUAUGCACCCCAACAUCAGCUCCUAAUCUCAGCUGGUAAAAAAGGAGAUGUUUGCAUUUUCGAUGUCAGGCAAAGGCAAUUGCGACAUCGUUUUCAGGCCCAUGAAACUCCGAUCAAAUGCUUAGCAAUGGAUCCAAAUGAAGAAUAUUUUGUAACGGGUUCCGCCGAUGGCGAUGUGAAAGUCUGGGGUUUGUCCAUCCACUCACUUUUGCAUUCAUUCCCUGGCGAACACGCCAAAGGUAGUUUUUUCAAGACAAUCGGUCAAGGCGUCACCCAGCUUCACACGGAUGGGGCUGGCAGAUUAUUUUCAUGUGGCGUCGAUGGUAGCAUGAAAGUUAGACAAUUGCCGCAUCCACUUUACUAAAUAUUAGGUAUGUACCUUGAAAUUACUUGCAGACAUCAAUUUUGGUGAUUUAUCUAAAAAAAGUUGUUCAAUACUAUGAGUUUAUUUAAUUGGUCGUACUUAUAAUAAACUUAAAACAAUUAAGUUUUAUAAACAAUCAAUGUUGAAUAUUCCUUGUUAUAUUUUGGAAUGUUUAUAUUGUAAGAGGAAAUUGAUGGUCUAUUAUGCAAUUUUUUUGCUUGUGUAGUUAUAUACAUUUUAUCGGUCAGUAUCCAGUCUAGUUUCAUCUAGAUUAGAUCAUAAUUUUUUCUUCGAUAUAUACUAUAAUUAUUUUUGUUAUUAUUCUAUUUUAAACUUAUCGACGUUAUUUUACUGACA
This is a messenger RNA of Ctenocephalides felis (cat flea), 8346 nucleotides long. RefSeq names its product dmX-like protein 2. The coding region runs from base 4 to 7989 and encodes 2661 amino acids. Gene Ontology annotation, biological process: vacuolar acidification. Gene Ontology annotation, molecular function: protein binding. Lineage: Eukaryota; Metazoa; Arthropoda; Insecta; Siphonaptera; Pulicidae. Gene Ontology annotation, cellular component: RAVE complex. The record is from RefSeq and is a predicted model, not a curated record. The transcript has 42 exons.